GAAUGAAACCAAAUUGAUGAAUAAAAAAAGCCCUAACAGUAAGUGAUAUCUUCCCAAUUUCCUCUGUUCAUCUUCCUCCCGGUGGAUAUCAUCUUUCUGCUUUUUGUGGCUCUUCCAUCGUCUCAGUUUGCAAUUUCAGGCCAAGAAGAUUAACUGCGUUUGACAAGGGCGUCGGACGAAAAUCAUAAAUGUCCACAAGAGGAACACUUCAACCGCUAUACAAUGGACGUCCUGUUAAGACUACAGGGUUGAGGCGGCAUGGUCAGUUUCCUGGAUCGGAUUCUGCUGUGGGUCAUAAGUCUCUUGAAUUAUUAGAGGAUAAAUUAGAUGUUCAGACAUCCGACAUAGAAAAACUUGCAAGGGAAAAUCGUAAGUUGGCAGCCGCUCAUGUCACGUUGAGGCAAGAGCUUGUGGCUGCUGAGAAGGAAAUACAAAAUGCACGGGCACAUAUCCGAAGUAUUCAGACAGAAAGCGAUAUUCAGAUGAGAGUACUGUUGGAUAAAAUUGUGAAAAUGGAAGCAAAUAUUGAAGCUGGAGAGGGGCUGAAGAAGGACUUGCAACAGGCACACAAGGAGGUUCAAGCCUUGGUCAAAGACAAACAAGAAUUGGCCUUCCAAAUUCAACAAGAAACUCAAGAGUUGCAUAAAACAGGGUCUGAUGUUAAUAAUCUUCCCAAUUUACAUGCUGAGCUCGAGGAUUUGAGGAAAGAACACCAAAGGUUAAGAGUCACGUUCGAGCACGAAAAAGGUAUGAACGUAGAACAAGUAGAGCAAAUGAAAGCAACAGAAAUGAAUCUGAUUGCCCUGGCAAGGGAAGUAGAGAGGCUGCGAGCCGAGAUUUUGAAUGUGGAGAAAAGGGCUUAUGCACCAAGUGCAUACAGUGGUGCGUACGUGAAUUUGGAUCCUAUGUACCCACCUCGUACCGGUGCCAAUGGCUAUGUUGAUAUGUACGGAAGGCCGUACGUUGCAAUGGCUUCUGUGGCAUCAGGAGACAGUCAAAUCCCUCACCCCGUUGACAAUGGCCCGGUCAGCACUGGAACGGUUGCGGGUGUGGCUGCCCCUAUCGACAGCAUUGCUCGGAGAUAAGUGUGUGAGAAGCCAUGAUUUCUACUUCUUUGUUAUGAUUAACUCCAAUAUUUUGUUUGUUGAAAGUAUAGUUGAGAUGUUUAGUUCAAAGUUUGUCCCUGUAACAUGUUCAGUAUUAUGCA
Cucurbita maxima (winter squash) is the source of this 1207-nucleotide messenger RNA. Its product is annotated as protein FLX-like 4. The coding region runs from base 189 to 1085 and encodes 298 amino acids. NCBI's taxonomy places the organism in Eukaryota, Viridiplantae, Streptophyta, Magnoliopsida, Cucurbitales, Cucurbitaceae. The record is from RefSeq and is a predicted model, not a curated record. The transcript has 4 exons.